Molecule: messenger RNA, 2377 nt
Organism: Sebastes umbrosus (honeycomb rockfish)
Lineage: Eukaryota; Metazoa; Chordata; Actinopteri; Perciformes; Sebastidae
Product: myelin-oligodendrocyte glycoprotein-like
Exons: 5
Coding region: 65-898 (277 amino acids)
Source: RefSeq, a predicted model, not a curated record
CUCUCUACCGACUCCUCAGCCUGUUAGAAUACAGAUUACAGGCUGUUAAGUUAAUACCGUCACCAUGGCUGUUUCGUCGGCGGAGAUAUUACUAAUAUCAACCUGUCUGUGUUCCGUUCCCGGACAGUUAAGUGACGCCGUUCACCUGAGCCCAUCGGACGGGUCUAGUUUAACCUCAAAGUUACCGGGAGAACGGAGUCUCAUCUGCCCGACUGAGCCGAUCCAGGCGACAGAAGGAGCUAGAGUCAUUCUACAAUGUCAUCUGGAUCCCCUGCUAGACUUGACUGAUCGUACAGUGGAUGUGAGGAGACCUGACCUCCAAGACCAGGACAAUGUCGUCCUCUCCUAUCGACAUGGACGGGACUAUCUUGAUCCCCAGAUGUCUGAAUACAGAAACAGGACAACUCUGGACCAUGAAGACCUGGCCGGAGGAAUCAUCACAGUGGGGAUCUCUUCAGUAAAUGUGUCUGACAAUGGAACUUACAGAUUCUACAUUCCUAAGCUGAACACCGAAUCUAACAUUUACCUCAACAUUGCAGAACCCACUGACCAACCGAAAGAGUCAAAGAGAUUUGAUUCCAUCACAACUAGACCCCCAGUGGAAGACGUGACCGAGUCAGGAGAUCGUGGUCCAACGGUGGCUGUCUGGAAAAUUGCCCUUCCCAGUGUUAUUGGUGGUGCUCUUCUUCUUCUUCUUCUUCUUCUUCUUCUUCUUCUCCUGGUGAAACUCGGAGUGAUCAAGAAAUGUUGUCAGAGGCCCAGAGGACGGAGAGACGAAGAAGCAAACGGCCAUGUAUUGAACCAUCUGAUGACCUCAUCAGCCGCCGAUAAUAACCAGGAUGGCCGCAGAGAAAACGGCGUGCAAGAACAGAUGACGGAGAGAUGCUCAGCUGUGUGAAUUCGGUUCUCUUCCAGCACAUUUAUAAGUAUUAAGAAAAAUAGAUUUUAUUUUUUAAAAAGGCCUGCCCACCAAAUACCUCGGGUGCUAUCGAACAGCGCCCUUCCAUUCGCUGGACGACCCGCUCUACCUCUGAGCCACAGAGCAUAUAUUUUUUAAAGCCUGAAGACAGAGCCAUGAGGAGGAGCAGACGUCGAGUUUUCUCUCAGAACACUUGAAUUACAACAUGCUGAAAGGGUAUUAUGGGAAUUUUUGCCCAAUGAUGCCAAACACUUGUUGCCUUCUGUAGCUUUAAUACAGCGAUAGCUUUCACUGAAUUGAGCCAAAGAAAUCAAUUGUUUAUGGUGCGUAGAGCGUUCACUAUAGAGAAUAAUAUAUAUAGAAUAAGACCGUCUGGGUGGUUCGUGAUGUCCACAGUUAUCUCUCUAGAGGGAGCACCACCGGUUUUGUGCCAUAAAGCUGUAUGGGGAAGGACUCGUUUAUUCAGCAGCAGUUACAUGGAAUGGGUUACCUGCAAGCCUUAAGUCGAUAUAUAUAUAUAUAUAUAUAUAUAUAUCUCCUUUAUUUAACCAGGUAAAAACUCAUUGAGAUUGUUCUAACCUCUGGGACCAACAUCUGUAGAACAUUAUGAGAGCUCAGGUCAUAUUGAUUGUGGUUUGUGCACAUGUACGUACACAGAUAGGAAGGAACCAGACCAAGGAGCGAUUUAUAUAUAAGAGCCGACCAAUGUGAAAGUCUGCGGACAUCCAGAGAUGUUCCUUUAGCAGCAUACGGGGUACAGAGGUGAACCAGAUGUCCACAGCCAGUAAUAAAGCAUAAAGCACAAUGGUGACCAGCAUCCAGCUGUUUUAGGCACUGGUCAGGUUCCUUCAAACGGAGCACAUCAUCCAAUAAAGGUCAGAAAGUUGCUGAAAUCAAAAGUUUGCUCGUCUGGAGGGAGAAACAGGAUUUGUUUCUAAAAAAAGAAUCCGAUUUAAUUUUCAGUUUGGAAACCAGGUUUUCAAUGUGUGAUUUGAAGUUCUAAUCAAUAAUGAUUCCUAAAUACUUGAAUGUUGGGACCAUUAAUAUCAACCCCUCGAGUGGUUGAGACCUUAAGCAGAUUAGAUGGUCUGUGUAACGGUGUUAAAAGUGCACUAUUAUGAAGUCUGAUUUGCAAUUUAAUGUAAGUUGUGUGAGGAAAAAUACGCUGUGUUAUUUUAUGGUUUACCGUGGAAAAUUAAACCAUUGAAGUUAUAACCUUUUAGUGUAUCAUGUUUAUACACUGCAAAAAAGGAUUUUUAAGAAAGUAAAAAAAGCUUUGUUUCAGAUGUUUUUCAGCCAAUUUUGGUAGCUCUUUUUUAAUGCACUUUUACAAUAAGUUAAAUACAUACUCUAAUGCCAUUUUAAUGUAUUUUGUAGUUGUAUUUAUUUUUUCAUUUUCAUACUGUAUGUCUUUCAUAUAUCUCAAUGUUGUAUAAAUAAAAAAUAAUUACAUUUCCA